UCCAUCCCACGGUAUAUUACCCACUCCCGUAAUUGAGUUGCUCAGUCUAGUCCCACCCAAGUCACACCCCUGUUCCUGCGACUACAACCAUUGCCCCCCCAAAAAAAUUAAUAAAUAAAUAAAAUAGUAAAUAAAAUUUUCUCCUUGUAUUCUUUGGUGAGGACACCAUCAACAAACAUCAACUUCUAUUCAAAUCUGGCUUGCCCUUUAUAAAUGAGCUUAUCUACUCCCCCACUUUGCUUGCACUAUCUCCUUGCCCAUUAAAGUUAUUCUUACUUGAUAAAGACUAUAAUAUCUUCACCUCACUUAGCUUCAAACAAUUCAUUUCCCAAUCAAUUUUUAGUCUCAACACUAAUGAACACCUUCACUACUCUUUACCUCACCACUGUCCUCCAUCUCCUCCUCCUCCCCACCAGCCCGGCCGUCAACACACCACCAUACACUCCAACCUAUUAUGUCCUCCUCGACUGCGGCUCAUCCUCCAACACCACCUCCAUCGACGGACGAAACUGGGACGGCGAUGCUAACUCCAAAUUCUCACUCUCCAACACCACACUCAACUCUUCAUCACCCUCCAACGCCUCCAACAUUGACCCCUCCGUCCCCACGGUCCCCUUUUUGACCGCCCGUAUCUUCCACUCCUCAUUCACCUACACAUUCCCCGUCACCGCAGGGCCCAAAUUCAUCCGUCUCUACUUCUACCCUUGUACCUACUCUGGUCUCGACCCAUCCCAAUCAUUCUUCUCCGUCACUUCCAAUCACUACACUCUCUUAAGCAACUUCAGUGCCUUUUUAACAGUUACUUCAGCCCAACAGUCCUAUCAAAUGUUCACUGGAACAGUACCACCACUUCCAACAGCCAAGAAAGAAUUCAUCAUAAACUUAAAAGAUAACCAAACACUUCUUAACAUAACCUUCUCACCAUCUCCAAACUCAUACGCCUUUAUCAACGGUAUCGAACUCGUUUCAAUGCCCGAAAAUCUCUACCACCAUGGCAAUGAUGCACACAUCCCACUAGUGGGCGAGGAUUAUUUAUAUUAUUUUGAUAACAACACUGUUCUUGAAACCCUUUACCGGUUAAACGUUGGUGGUGAUACUGUCGACGAAGAUGAAGACACCGGCAUGUUUCGGACGUGGGAUCAAGAUAAAAAUUAUAUGUUUAGUGCUGCUCAAGGGUUAGAACUUCAGACGGAUGUUUCGAUCCAUUACACUUCGGCAACACCGGCUUACACUGCACCUGAGAUUGUUUAUAAUUCGGCAAGGAUGAUGGGCAACUUUAGUUUAAUGUAUAAUUUGACAUGGUUUUUUGGUGUUGAUUCAGGAUUUUUUUAUCUCGUGAGACUUCAUUUCUGCGAGUUUCAGAUGGAGCUGACUAAAGUGAAUAUGAGGGUGUUCAAUAUAUAUCUUAACAAUCAGACGGCUAUGGAAGCAGCUGAUGUGAUUGCCUGGAGUGGUGGAAAUGGAAUUCCGGUUUACGGAGACUUUGUUGUGUGGGUGCCGGAUGUUGACGGUCGCCGGAGCAAACAGGACUUGUGGCUCGUGUUGUACCCUAACCUUGAUGCCCAUCCUCUCUUCUAUGAUGUGAUUUUGAAUGGCUUGGAAUUGUUCAAAUUGAACCAAUCGGAUGGUAGUCUUGCUGGGACUAAUCCUAAUAUCUUGGAUUCUGAAACACCCAAACCGAACCCGAAGUUACGAUCUACUGGAUCAACUAGAAGAUGGCUGAAGAUUGUAGUAGACACCUCAGCGGGGGUGGCUGGACUUCUAUUACUCGCUGUUUUGGUUACAUGCUACAUUAAAAGAAAAUACUUAUGGAGGAGGAAAACAAUGAAUGAUCAAAAUGUGGAGGCAUUUUUUAGGAAUUAUGGAUCCCAUGUACCAAAGCGGUAUUAUUAUUCCGAUAUAAAAAGAAUGACCAACUCAUUCAGAGACAAAUUAGGUCAAGGAGGAUACGGUACCGUGUAUAAAGGGAAGCUGUUAGAUGGCAAGCAAGUGGCCGUGAAGGUCUUGAGUGAGACCAAGGGCAACGGAGAAGAAUUUAUCAACGAAGUUGCUACCAUUAGUAGAACUUCCCAUGUCAAUGUAGUCACUUUUUUAGGUUUCUGUUAUGAGAAGAACAAAAAAGCUCUAGUUUAUGAAUUUAUGAGUAAUGGAUCAUUGGACAAGUUCAUCAAUAACAAUGGAUCUCCAAAUUCAAAAUGUAAUCUAGAUUGCAAAACACUCUACCAAAUUGCAGUUGGGGUUGCUCGGGGACUAGAGUAUCUACACCGAGGUUGCAGCACAAGGAUUGUUCAUUUCGACAUAAAGCCUCAAAACAUUCUUUUAGAUGAUGACUUCUGCCCAAAAAUCGCUGAUUUCGGCCUUGCUAAAUUGGGCCAAAGGAAAAAGAGUAUUAUGUCGAUGGUGGGUGCAAGAGGAACUGUUGGAUACAUUGCUCCAGAAGUAUUUUCUAGGAAUUUUGGAAGGGUCUCUUAUAAAUCCGAUGUCUACAGCUAUGGAAUGAUGGUCCUUGAAAUUAUUGGUGGAAAAAAGGAGAUUGUAGCUGGAACAAUCCAUUCAAGCCAAGAAUCUUUUUCGGACUGCAUUUACAAGUGGUUGGAACAAAAUGAGGAUCUUAAUGGUACUGUUACAACUGAAGAGGAAAAAGAAACCAGAAGAAAAAUGACUAUAGUGAGUUUGUGGUGCAUUCAGACAAAUCCAGCAAAUCGCCCAUCAAUGACUAGCGUGGUAGAAAUGCUGGAAGGAAGCCUUCAAUCCUUACAAAUUCCACCUAAACCCAUCUUAUCUUCUCCUCCUGUGUUCAAACAAAAUUCUACUGAAAUAGUACCACAAAGUUCUAGUACUGACUAAAAAAAUGGUUUUGAAUUGAAUGAGAGAAUAAUAUAAAUGCGCUCUAUGGUUAUCCUUUUCCCUGUCAGUCUACUUUUUGCUUGAUGCUGAUACUCAUGUUUGUGUUUUUUCCUCUUAUGUUAUCUUGAACUCAAGUAAAUUGUAGCAGGGAUUAAGGGAGAAGCAAAGUAUCAUAAGUGAAAGUCUAGUAUGGGACUACAAGCCCUAAGGUGCUUGGAUGUUAAGAAAAUUUAGUUAAACCACAAUGGUUUUGUUCCC
Cornus florida is the source of this 3105-nucleotide messenger RNA. Its product is annotated as probable receptor-like protein kinase At5g39030. Bases 355 to 2847 code for a protein of 830 amino acids. Lineage: Eukaryota; Viridiplantae; Streptophyta; Magnoliopsida; Cornales; Cornaceae. The transcript is spliced from 3 exons. The record is from RefSeq and is a predicted model, not a curated record. Gene Ontology annotation, molecular function: protein kinase activity; ATP binding. Gene Ontology annotation, biological process: protein phosphorylation.